AUGACUUAUCCGAAUUAUUUGGAAAAGAAAAUUUCAAAAUAUAUCGCGAAGUUACAAUCAAUAAACCCUUUCAAAAGGAAGGCUUUUGAUCAGGGCAUAAUGGCAACCUCAGCACUCGAAGUCUUAAAUGGUUAUUUUCAAAAAACUAAAAUAUUCGAUUUACUUCAGGCAUUUAAUUUCUUUAAACAGCAAACAAUGUCAAUUUUAUUAAGACUUUACAAAUAUAAUGAGGAGCCAACAAAAAUUAUAGAAAAAAUAACAAAAAAGGCCGAUUUUUACAGAAUAAUAAUUUCCGAAGACCCAAAUUGUUAUUACGUUUUAAGUGGUUUGAAGCAAAUCGAAAUGAUUAACACUGUUAUUAUUUACGAUGGAAAUCAAGCUGCUUGCGACUGCAACGAAGCCUUACGCUACGGGAUUGUCUGCUCACAUAUUCUCGCUGUGAAAAAUUUCAACAAUUCUUUAGAAAUUGACACAAAAUUCAAAAAAGAAUCAUAUUUUACCAAACUCGAUGAAAAAGAAUUUGAAGUGUUCAAAUCUAAGGAUAUAAAUAUUCUAAACAUCGAGCCAAUGGACAUUGAAAUUCCUACAAGAGUUCGAAGAGAUUGCCAAAAGAGAAAUCGAAUUCCUUCAGAAUUUGAAUAUAAUGGAAAUAAAAAAUAG
This is a messenger RNA of Trichomonas vaginalis G3, 660 nucleotides long. Its product is annotated as SWIM zinc finger family. The record is from RefSeq and is a predicted model, not a curated record. Gene Ontology annotation, molecular function: zinc ion binding. NCBI's taxonomy places the organism in Eukaryota, Parabasalia, Trichomonadida, Trichomonadidae. The transcript has a single exon. Bases 1 to 660 code for a protein of 219 amino acids.